Juglans microcarpa x Juglans regia is the source of this 1748-nucleotide messenger RNA. Its product is annotated as sorting nexin 1-like. The record is from RefSeq and is a predicted model, not a curated record. NCBI's taxonomy places the organism in Eukaryota, Viridiplantae, Streptophyta, Magnoliopsida, Fagales, Juglandaceae. Gene Ontology annotation, cellular component: endosome. The transcript has 11 exons. Gene Ontology annotation, molecular function: phosphatidylinositol binding. Bases 230 to 1435 code for a protein of 401 amino acids.
AGCAUUCGUUUCCCUCGUGUCAACUUUGCGGGCCAAUUAUCUGAUCUGGCGAGCUGCGCACCGGCGCAUCAUAGCUAAAAAAAAAAAACAAAAAAAAAAAAAGAAGUCCAGAGUCCUCGCUGAGGUCGCAACGGGCCCUUGCCCUUUUGACCCUUCCGGUUGAAAGUUCGGUGGCUGUGGUUCGUAUACCUCAUUUCUUCUUCAUCAAUUCUCACUUCUCGAGUAGGCCAUGAUUGCCACGCAGAGAAGUGUAUCGGGGUCUUCUCAGAGCCCUAGAUCUCCGUCUUCGCAAACGUAUCUUUCAGUCUCAGUGACUGAUCCUGUGAAAUUGGGCAAUGGUGUCCAAGCCUAUAUCUCCUACCGAGUUAUCACUAAGACAAAUUUACCUGAAUACCAAGGCCCAGAGAAGAUUGUUAUUCGACGUUACAGUGAUUUUGUUUGGUUACGUGAUCGUCUUUUCGAGAAGUACAAAGGCAUUUUUAUCCCUCCUCUUCCGGAGAAAAGUGCUGUAGAGAAGUUUCGUUUCAGUGCUGAGUUCAUUGAGAUGAGGCGUCAAGCUUUAGAUAUAUUUGUUAAUCGUAUAGCUUCGCAUCAUGAGCUCCAGCAAAGUGAGGAUCUGAGAACCUUCUUGCAGGCAGAUGAAGAGACAAUGGAGAGGUUAAGGUCACAAGAGACUGGUAUUUUUAAGAAAAAGCCAACUGAUUUUAUGCAAAUCUUCAAGGAUGUACAAUCUAAAGUGAGCGAUGUUGUUCUUGGGAAGGAAAAGCCAGUGGAAGAGUCAAAUCCUGAAUAUGAGAAGCUGAAGCACUACAUUUUUGAGCUUGAGAAUCACUUAGCUGAAGCUCAGAAGCAUGCAUAUCGUCUUGUAAAGAGGCACAGAGAGCUGGGGCAAUCUUUGUCAGACUUUGGGAAGGCAGUGAAACUCCUUGGUGCUUGUGAAGGAAAUUCUCUGGGGAAGGCAUUUUCUGAGCUUGGGACAAAAUCAGAGACAUUAUCAGUUAAGCUGCAAAAGGAGGCGCACCAGCUACUGAUGAACUUUGAAGAACCCUUGAAAGAUUAUGUUCGCGCUGUGCAAUCUAUUAAGGCAACUAUAGCAGAGAGGGCCAAUGCCUUUAGGCGACAAUGUGAACUGGCUGAAACAACAAAGUUGAAAGAGAUAAAUCUUAACAAACUCACACUAAUGCGUUCUGAUAAGGUGGGGGAGGCAGAGAUCGAGUAUCAGGAGUUGAAGGUAGAAAGCGAGGAAGCAACGAGAAUGUUUGAGAUAAUUGUACGACUGAUGAACGAAGAGAUUGUGCGCUUUCAGGAACAAAAAACUUUAGAUAUGGGGAUUGCUUUUCACGAAUUUGCAAAAGGACAGGCACGUCUGGCAAAUGGUAUUGCAAAUGCUUGGCGUAGUCUUAUUCCUAAGCUUGAAGUCUGUUCCUCCUCUUGAUAAAAGAAUUCCAAAAAUAGAGCAUAGUCAAUAUCCACUUUAGUGAUGAUUGCUAGGAAACAGACCAAGGUACUCGUUCACUUGGGUUGUUUCUCACGGAUGAGAGGGCCAGCUCUUACCGUGGAAAAACUUCACCUUUCGGCUGAUUCCGCUCUUCUGGUGUUGCACGAGAUUGUGCUGGUUUUUUUUUCUUUUUCUUUUUUUUUUCCCCCUUAAAAAGAAAUGUACAAAUUCAAAUCUAAGUAGGAAAGCAGGUCAAUCUUCUGAACGUCGAUUACAUGGAAAAACUUUCCAGUUUUUUGUAUUUCUUUCA